AUGAGAUCUUUGGAGAAUGCCGGUUUUGGGGCAGUUGUACUGUUGGGGAUUGAAGAGGGUCGUCGGACAUGCGCCAAUGGUUUGCCAGUGAUUUCAUCGAGCAUUAGGAUGCUGGAUAGUGCGGUGCACCUUGGAUGCGGUGAGACUGAAAUGAUUAUGGAACUACACUUCUAUUUUUGUGACGUAUACCCUCAUGAUGUUCUCAGUCACAUCUCGAAUAACGGUAUGGACAUACAAGGCGGGCUGCCCCUUGGUUUUUCUGUGGCUCCAGAACAGCUUUUGGACGAUUCCGCGCUCCAAGAAACAGCUUUCAAAGCGGACAUAUGGGCGCUUGGCAUAGUGCUACUGGAAAUGGCAACGGGUGUUUUAUUGCGAGAUGUCUGGUCGUUGAAGCAAUAUAUGACUAUCCUGAAAUGUAGUAUGAACAGAGCUGAGAAGGGUUCUCUUCUUGGUCCAAUAUUCAAGGCACUGCAGUCCGCUUCAAGUGUAGCCAAAAACGUAUUCGAACUUGAUGAGAAACUACUCAGUUUUGUCGAAAGAUGCCUUUCGCUGUUACCAUCACAGCGUCCCUCACCAAGCGAACUCUUAUCAAACGUUUGUAUGGAGAGAGCUAGUGAGCCAGCAUACUUCGAGUCUGUGGAAUCAAUGAGCAAAAGGAUCGUCUCAAGUAAUAGUAAUGAUUGGAUUUUGCGAGAAAUGGCUGCUGAAGACGCUUUUUUUCUGUGGAGGCUCUGUGGCUCUUCUGCUGAGGCUAUUCUUGUCAGAAACAAUGUUAUAACCCUUCGUCAUCCUGUUCUUACCAAUCCAAGUAUUGUGGUGGAAGACCUCCGUAUGUUUGGAAAUGACGAGGCGCGUAAAUUCUAUGUGAGACCUGGUGUAGUGAUGCUUCCAGACAAGAACUUGCGGGAGAAGAUGACAUCUAUUCCAUCGGUGGAGAUCUUUUUGCAGUCAUUUCUGGCCACAUCGGACUCUGUUAAGAGUCAUGAUGAAAACUUGUCGGUAAUCGUAAAAGAAAAGGACAUGGUCUAUCAGUUAAACAUUUUUUUUUCAGUUUGGUGUGCUUUAUUAAACGUGCGAGCCAGCGACGAAUGGAAUUUUUUCCUCUGCAACACUUUAGCAGUCCAUGUAAGCGACCGGCAACUUGACGUAGAUAUACCACGCUGUCAUCAGUACGAGGAACUGAUGACAUCGCCAGCGGCUCAUUACGGGCUGCGCAGGCUUCUCAAGGCUUGGUUGAUGAGGCAUCCUCAUUACGUUUAUUGGCAAGGCUGCGACAGUCUUGCGGCACCAUUUCUUCUUCUGAAUUUUAACAGAUUAUCCACCGCAUUGGCCUGCUUCACAGCGUUCAUUGAGAAGUACCUCAACAAUUUCUUCCUUAAAGACAACUCGGCCAUAAUCCAAGGGUUGGCUAUCCUCCACCAACUUCGUCAAACCCUUAUUGAAGCGUCUUUUAAUGACGCAAUUCUUCUCUUUUCUGAUCUUCCAGAUUGUGAAGAAAAGCCACCCCGGGGACUUCCUUGCAGUUUACAGCACGUGUCUUAUAAAGAACUGAAGAAAUGGCACUGUCCUCGCAUCUCUACAGAAGAAUUCGCUUGGAGAGUUUCUGAUCAGCUGAUUGUUGCCAUUGAUAUACGACCACAAAUUGAUUUCGGAAGAGGUUGUGUUCUUCGCUCGAUCAACUACCCUAAUGUUAAUGACCAAUCCUUGCUGAACAUCGCCGAGCCAUUGAGAGUCGCUCAACGAAAUCAACACCCAAUUUGCAUAGUUGGAGGAAAGGAUGCUGAAGUAACUCGUAAGUUCUCAGGUGACCUGGUGGGUAUGGGCAUUGAUGGUGUUUGUGUGCUGGACGGAGGUUUUGAGGCGAUUCGUCAUGAUACUUCGCUUAUUCAUGUACCUCACUGA
This is a messenger RNA of Strongylus vulgaris, 1902 nucleotides long. The record is from the annotation of a GenBank genome assembly. NCBI's taxonomy places the organism in Eukaryota, Metazoa, Nematoda, Chromadorea, Rhabditida, Strongylidae.